Messenger RNA from Chrysochloris asiatica (Cape golden mole), 1926 nucleotides. It is a transcript of the gene DMWD, whose product is annotated as dystrophia myotonica, WD repeat containing. Lineage: Eukaryota; Metazoa; Chordata; Mammalia; Afrosoricida; Chrysochloridae. The coding region runs from base 1 to 1926 and encodes 641 amino acids. The record is from RefSeq and is a predicted model, not a curated record. Gene Ontology annotation, molecular function: protein binding. The transcript has 6 exons.
AUGGCGGCGGGCGGCGCGGAGGGAGGCUCGGGCCCCGGCGCCGCCAUGGGAGACUGCGCCGAGAUCAAGUCGCAGUUCCGCACCCGCGAGGGCUUCUACAAACUGCUCCCUGGGGAUGGCACCUCUCGCAGGUCGGGGCCGGCUUCCUCCCAGACCCCAGGCCCCGGGCCCGCGCUGCCUGCCGUACGCCUCAGCCUCGUACGGCUCGGAGAGCCCGACGGCGCCGGGGCCGGGGAGCCUCCCGUCACGCCCGCGGGGCUCGGCGCGGGGGGAGACCGUGUCUGCUUCAACUUGGGCCGCGAGCUUUAUUUCUACCCGGGCUGCUGCCGCCGCGGGAGCCAACGGUCCAUUGACCUCAACAAGCCAAUUGACAAGCGGAUCUAUAAGGGCACCCAGCCCACCUGCCAUGACUUCAACCAGUUCACAGCUGCCACAGAGACCAUCUCCCUGUUGGUGGGGUUCUCGGCUGGCCAGGUGCAGUACCUGGAUCUCAUCAAGAAGGAUACCAGCAAGCUGUUCAAUGAGGAGCGGCUGAUCGACAAGACCAAGGUGACCUACCUGAAGUGGCUGCCAGAGUCGGAGAGCCUUUUCCUGGCCUCGCACGCCAGCGGCCACCUCUACCUAUACAAUGUCAGCCACCCGUGUGCCUCAGCGCCACCCCAAUACAGCUUGCUGAAGCAAGGCGAGGGCUUUGCCGUCUACACUGCCAAGAGCAAGGCACCCCGCAACCCAUUGGCCAAGUGGGCAGUGGGCGAGGGGCCACUCAAUGAGUUUGCCUUCUCGCCCGACGGCCGGCAUCUGGCCUGUGUUAGCCAGGAUGGCUGCCUGCGCGUCUUCCACUUCGAUUCCAUGCUCCUGCGUGGCCUCAUGAAGAGCUACUUUGGGGGCCUGCUGUGUGUAUGUUGGAGCCCCGAUGGUCGCUAUGUGGUGACAGGGGGUGAAGAUGACCUCGUCACUGUGUGGUCCUUCACUGAGGGCCGCGUAGUGGCCCGUGGCCAUGGCCACAAAUCCUGGGUCAAUGCUGUGGCCUUUGACCCCUACACCACCCGAGCUGAGGAGGCCUCUGCAUCAGCCAACAACGGGGACGGAGACCGGAGCGGUGAGGAAGAGGAGGAGGAGCCGCAGGCAGAGGGCAUCAGCUCAGGCGGGAAUGCCCCACUCUCCCCGUUGCCCAAAGCCAGCUCCAUCACCUACCGCUUUGGCUCAGCAGGCCAGGACACACAGUUCUGCCUGUGGGACCUCACUGAAGAUGUGCUACAUCCACACCCACCCUUGGCCCGCACUCGUACCCUGCCUGGUACCCCAGGCACCACGCCGCCUGCCACCUGCAGCUCACGGGGCAGCGAAGCUGGCCCAGGCCCCCUGCCCCGUUCACUGUCCCGCUCUAACAGCCUCCCACACCCGGCAGGCGGUGGCAAGGCGGGCGGUCCGGGUGUGGUGACCGAGCCAGGCACCCCAUUCAGCAUUGGCCGUUUCGCCACACUCACACUGCAGGAGCGGCGGGACCGUGGGUCGGAGAAAGAGCACAAGCGCUACCACAGCCUCGGCAACAUCAGUCGUGGGGGCGGGGGCGGGGGUGGGUCCGGAGAUAAGCCCAGCGGGCCCACCCCCCGCAGCCGGCUGGACCCGGCCAAGGUGCUGGGCACAGCGCUGUGCCCGCGCAUCCACGAGGUGCCGCUGCUAGAGCCGCUGGUUUGCAAGAAGAUUGCCCAGGAACGCCUAACGGUGCUCCUCUUCCUGGAGGACUGCAUUGUCACUGCCUGCCAGGAGGGUCUCAUCUGUACCUGGGCCCGGCCCGGCAAGGCGUUCACAGAUGAGCCCGAGGCCCAGACAGGGGCAGGAAGUUGGCCCAGGUCACCCAGCAAGUCAGUGGUAGAGGGCAUUUCGUCUCAGCCUGGCAACUCCCCAAGCGGCACAGUGGUGUGA